CCUCUUCUGCAAGCCACUUGAAGUGAAAGACACCAUGUCGCAAGAAGACCACAAAUUGAGGCAGCGAAUCAGAUACCGCCAUGUAGAGAAGAUCUACAAGGACCUUGAAGAGCUCGGUUACCAUGACAACGACCCCCUGAAGGUGACUGACCUGAUCACGCUGGACCAGUGGCACUACUUCGGCCUCGAGCCUGUCGAUGCCGCUAUCAAGCUACUGGAUGUCAGGGAAGGCGCGCGGGUCCUGGAUGUGGGGGCCGGCAUUGGGGGUGCCUCUCGGUACCUCGCGCACAAAACCAAGUGUCACGUGACCGCCGCUGAACUGCUUCCCGACAACCACCGCGUGGGGCAAGACCUGACGUCACGCUGUGGCAUGACGGGAAGCGUGAAGCACGUGUGCGGUGACAUCAUCACUACAGAACUGGGUAAGCAGGAGUUUGAUCACGUGAUGAGCUUCCAGGUGAUCCUCUAUGUGGAGGACAAGCCCCGGCUGUUCCGUCAGCUCUACGACUCCUUGAAGCCCGGAGGAACCAUAUUUUUUGAGGAGUUUUACCGCCUGAAGGAUGUUGAGAACUCUGACGAGCAGGCGGCGCUGGACUUCUUCCUGCUGUGCGUCAACACCAUGCCGACUCAGCAAGACUACAAGCAGCUUCUGGAGGACGCCGGCUUUCAAGUCACGGUUCACGACAAUUCGGACGCGUACAGCGAGUACACGCACGGGCGCUGGGAGAACUGGGACCAGCAGCGCGACAAGUACGUGCGGCUGUACGGGGAGGACAUGGUGGACGGCUGGCUCAAGCUCAUCGUCACCACCAAGAAGCUGUGCAACGAGUUCGGGCUGGUGGGAGGGGGGCGCUUCCUCGCGCGUAAAGUCUGAAGACAUACUGAGUAAUUAUACAGGUUUGCGAUUAUCGCAUAGCAAAACCUGUCUUGAAUUUGCUAGGGUCCAUGAGUGGCGUCAUGUUGGUUGUUAAACCAUUUUUAAAGAUGGUUCAGUCUACUCGUCUAGCUUUGAUGAUUAUUACCUUCACUAAGAAGGUUUUUUGUAGUGUUCUAUGUAGCGGUGCAAUGUAGUUUGUGACUUGGCAGCAUAAUUCCAGAAAUUAUGGGCUGAUUGAUAAUGUAACCAUUUUUGGUGGUAGAUAGGCUCUUCUGCUCAGGAAGAAGUGACAUAAGAUAUUAAGACAGGGUUAAAACAUGUGAAGACGAGA
Molecule: messenger RNA, 1208 nt
Organism: Branchiostoma floridae (Florida lancelet)
Lineage: Eukaryota; Metazoa; Chordata; Leptocardii; Amphioxiformes; Branchiostomatidae
Product: phosphoethanolamine N-methyltransferase 1-like
Exons: 8
Coding region: 35-874 (279 amino acids)
Source: RefSeq, a predicted model, not a curated record